AAGUCCUUAAAAUGUUCAGGGUAGCAAGAACAAAGUACAGUGACUGCACUACACCUGUGAGUUCCAGGUAGAAGAGGGUGAUGCUGACAUGGUCAAAGACCAUUGCAGGGACAGAAGAUGAGGGUUGAGAAACUGAAUUUUGACUCACAGCUGAGUAGUUUCGAUGUUGGCUGUUGGAUUCUUGGAUAAUGAUUUACCAGUACAAUGACUUGUUAGUUCUUGCUUUGGUGUUAGAACACUUUGCCAAAUAAGACAGUGUUGAGUGACACAUGCCAGUUUGCUGUUACUUCUCCUAAGCACGUACUAGAUUUGAAUGAUUGUGGGACUCUGCAGUGGUGUGGGUAUUACUGCCGUUGACCUUGGGUUAGCUGCCCUCUGGUGGAAUUCUGAUCCCACUUUGUCAGCCUGAGUUGAGCAAUAGAUAACACUCCCUUAGAAAAGGUCAGGCGUCCUCUUCUGACCAAGUACUUUUUUCUUUCUUUCUUUUUUUAAAUGGUGGACCAAGGUGUAAAAUUUAUGUUGAUUUGGUAUAACCUGGAAUAGAGUCAGCUUGUGGGAUUAAAUGAGGACCUAACUAACUAAUCCAGCAAGGUAAAGAAGAAUGGUAUUCUCCCAAAACCUAGACACUUCCCCUUUCUGUCAGCAUUUGAUGGUGGUAUUUUGGGGGCACUGGACAUCAGCAGUUUGAAUGUUAACCCCUGCACAGAUAGGGGAUUAUAUGUCUCCUGAACACUCUAGAAACCACGAAGACGUCCCUUUAAAUGAAGCAUGGGCCACCAACCUGGUUAGCAGCCAGGGUGCACAUACUCUAUGAAGGAACCUUAUCUUGAAAGCGGCAUGAUUGACUUCCAUAUAUCAUCUUUGAAUAUGAAUGAUGUUCCCAGUUUCAGCAUGUCCUCAUAGAGACCAACAGACCAGGUUUAUUCUUUCAGGAAGUUUCUCAACACCGGAAGUUGUAUGUUAUCUGCACAUGGACUGGAUUGCCCUCUGACUCAUACAAACAUCGGAAAAAUGAAAGAAAGAUCACAGCUUUCCCAGACUGGGAGAAAAAAAUAUGGAAUGCGGUGUACCACUGACUGACCAUAACCAAAUGAACUGUACCGACAGUAGUUUGAAAGCCAGCAGUUAACAAUUUCUUCAGACUUCAACAUUGUCCAGCACUUUCCAGAGUAGACUCACUGUUUACAAGAACUCUUGGCCUCCCGAAGUUAGCAACCUCAAAUUUUGUUCAUUUAAAUUAUUUCUGCAAAAGAAAAGUACCCCAGAGCCCAUUUUCCAAAAUGGCCGUGGAAGGGUAUCUGUGGAUGGUCGUUUUGGGUUUCAUUAUUGCUUUCAUCCUGGCAUUUUCUGUUGGUGCAAACGACGUUGCCAACUCCUUUGGAACCGCGGUGGGCUCUGGCGUGGUGACCCUCAGACAGGCAUGCAUUCUGGCUUCAAUAUUUGAAACCACUGGCUCCGUGCUCCUGGGAGCAAAAGUGGGGGAGACCAUCCGGAAAGGCAUCAUUGACGUGAACCUAUACAAUGAGACCGUGGAGACGCUCAUGGCCGGGGAAGUGAGCGCUAUGGUCGGGUCCGCUGUUUGGCAGUUGAUCGCAUCCUUCCUGAGACUCCCGAUCUCAGGGACGCACUGCAUCGUCGGCUCUACCAUCGGCUUCUCGCUCGUGGCCAUUGGCCCGAAAGGAGUGCAGUGGAUGGAACUCGUCAAGAUUGUUGCCUCCUGGUUUAUAUCUCCACUUCUUUCUGGCUUCAUGUCUGGUGUGCUGUUCAUACUAAUCAGAAUGUUCAUCCUGACAAAGGAGGACCCUGUUCCAAACGGUCUCCAGGCACUGCCUCUGUUUUAUGCUGCUACUAUAGCGAUAAAUGUCUUUUCCAUCAUGUACACGGGAGCACCAGUGCUGGGCCUGUCGCUCCCCAUCUGGGCAAUAGCACUCAUAUCCUUCGGUGUCGCUCUGCUGUUUGCUUUCUUCGUGUGGCUGUUCGUGUGUCCGUGGAUGAAGAGGAAAAUAGCAGGCAGAUUAGAGAAGGAGAAUGCUCUGUCCCGUGCUUCCAACGAAAGCCUCAGGAAAGUACAGGAAGCUGAGUCCCCGGUCUUUAAGGAGCUCCCUGGUGCCAAAGCCAGCGAUGACAGCGCUGUCCCCCUCACCAGCCUGGCUGGGGAGGCUGUGGGGGCCUCAGAAGGCACAUCAACAAGCAACCACCCCCGGGCUUCCUAUGGACGGGCACUUUCCAUGACUCAUGGCUCUGCAAAGUCACCCAUCUCCAAUGGUACAUUUGGCUUUGAAGGCCACAUGAGGAAUGACGGUCACGUUUAUCAUACUGUACACAAAGACUCGGGGCUCUACAAAGACUUGCUGCACAAAAUCCAUGUAGACAAGGGCUCCGAGGAGAAACCAGCUCAGGAAAACAACUACAGGCUGCUUCGGAGGAACAACAGUUACACCUGCUACACUGCAGCCAUCUGUGGCAUGCCGGUGCAUGCCACCUUCAGAGCCACGGACACCUCCUCUGCCCCCGAGGACAGUGAGAAGCUAGUGGGUGACACUGUGUCCUAUUCCAAGAAGCGGCUCCGCUACGACAGCUACUCCAGCUACUGCAAUGCUGUGGCUGAGGCAGAGAUUGAGGCCGAAGAGGGUGGUGUGGAAAUGAGGCUGGCCUCUGAGCUGGCCGAUCCUGACCAGCCUCACGAGGACCCCACGGAAGAAGAGAAGGAGGAGAAGGACUCCGCAGAGGUCCACCUGCUGUUCCACUUCCUGCAAGUCCUCACGGCCUGCUUUGGGUCCUUCGCUCAUGGUGGCAAUGACGUGAGCAAUGCUAUUGGUCCCCUUGUGGCUUUGUGGCUGAUAUAUGAACAGGGUGGAGUCACACAAGAGGCUGCUACUCCAGUCUGGCUGCUGUUUUAUGGAGGAGUCGGCAUUUGCACAGGUCUCUGGGUUUGGGGCAGAAGAGUGAUCCAGACCAUGGGGAAGGAUCUCACACCCAUCACACCCUCCAGUGGCUUCACUAUUGAACUGGCCUCUGCCUUCACCGUGGUAAUCGCCUCUAACAUUGGGCUUCCUGUCAGCACCACACACUGCAAGGUGGGCUCCGUGGUAGCAGUGGGCUGGAUCCGCUCGCGGAAGGCUGUGGACUGGCGCCUCUUCCGGAACAUAUUUGUCGCCUGGUUCGUGACUGUGCCCGUGGCUGGCCUCUUCAGUGCCGCUAUCAUGGCUCUCCUCAUGUACAUAUGUGGUCUUUUUUCUUCCAGUCGGUAAACGGUUAUAGAGAUGCUCUGACAUGGCCAUGAUACUCACAACUGCCACCCCUGCUUCUUCUGACACAUGCACACCCCUUCCAGAUGGCUCCGUGCCGCCCCUGCUUACCCAGGCCACCGUUCCUCUUCCAGAACUAACCUACCUACUGUACAUAGUAGUAUACGUCAGGCUGACGCUGUGAUGACGUGUGUGGUGCGGUUACUUAUAGUAAAUAUAUAUUGUGUACCUAGAAUAGGUAGCUUUUAUUCCAAACAAACUCAGAAUUAAAGCGGAGGGCGUUGCCUAGAGUGCAAUACUCUGUUAACUGUAUAUAAUGAUCUCAGUGGUGGCGAGUGUAGAGUAUAAAAUUCUUUUUUAAAUACACUGUAAUAUAAGUGAGAUACAGUAUACUUAAUGCAAACCUGGGCAAGUGCUCAGGCCCUUGUGUGACUGCAUUAUGCUGGGACAGGUGUUCACAAGUGCUUUCUCUGAAGAAUGUGUUCCUGAGCUGCGUCUGAGUUACUGUGUCAUGUAUCACAAUUGCUUUUGUAAAUACUCAAUCUGUAAUUUUAACGGUAUGCAUCCCUUACACUUUUUUGAUUGGAGAAUAUUUGGAAAGUACCAAAGAAAUAUGGGAUAACUUGCCAGUGUUCCAUCUUCCCGUUGUUUGUCUCCCUUCCCACCGGCCACGACAGUGAACUUGGCUCAUCCACCAGCAGCAGUCAGGCGGCUGCCACACCAGACACUGGUGAGCUUGUUCAGUGGCUUUCACUGUCACCAGCGUGGAUGACAUACGGCAAUGGGGGUGUAGAGUUAAACACUACAUACAUAUCAAGUCCAGCCCCAGUGUCCCUGCUGCCAUGCCCUGUGACCUGAAAAGCAGGAUUCUUGUUGCAGUCAUUAAAGCCAAUGAGGCUCUUGAUGGGCCUGGAUGCUGCAGACUCAGGGCUGAGCAGGAUGGACUGGCAGGACACUGGGCUUUGGGGUUCUUUGAGGCCUUUUCUAUGUAGAACAUCUGAGGUUCUCCUGUGGAGCCACUAUUCUCUUCUGAUGGUGAGAGAGUCAGUGUGAGUAAAAUGUGUAGAGCCUGAAACCAUGGAAAUGCUGCUAAUAUUUUUAUAUUGACAUACAUUUUCACGGUACUUCACUGUAAUUUUUUCAUUAAUCAAGCAUAUUAAAUUUAUAAUAAAAAGUGCCCCUCAAAAGUUUACUU
Molecule: messenger RNA, 4443 nt
Organism: Arvicanthis niloticus (Nile rat)
Lineage: Eukaryota; Metazoa; Chordata; Mammalia; Rodentia; Muridae
Source: RefSeq, a predicted model, not a curated record